GGGCUCCGGUCCCGGCGGCAGAAAUAGGGCAGCCGCGGCAGCGGUGGCACAGCGGCGGGCGGCGGAGGCUCGGAGAGCUGGAGCUUGGACUAUCUCUAGCACGCCAGGGGACCAGCCGACAGCCGGAGACGACCCAGCCGAGGACGCGGGGUCCGGGUCGCCGCCUCUGUCGCCGCCACGGGGCGCUCCCUCCCUUCCACCCGAGUCCGGCCACCUGGUCAUUCCCUCGGCCCCGGCCGCCGUAGACUGGACAAAAUGAAACCAGGAGGCUUCUGGCCACAUCUUGCCCUACUCGGGGUCUCCCUGCCGGCCGUGCUGGGAUGGAUGGACCAAGGAGCCAGCAGAAGCCCGAAUAUGGUUCCAGGAGAGUCGCAGGCAGAGGAAACCAGAGGCUUUGAAGUCACAAGAAGAGAAGGUCUUCCCAGCCCUGGGCUGUCAGCCUCCUGUGGGAAGAAACUCUGCAGCCAUGGGAGCAGGUGCUUGCUCAAUAGGACGACAGGGCAGCCCUCGUGCCAGUGUCUGGAGGUGUGCAGGCCCCGCUACAUGCCUGUGUGUGGCUCCGACGGGAGGCUCUACGGGAACCACUGUGAGCUUCGCCGUGCAGCCUGCCUGCUGGGCAAGCGAAUUGUCAGUGUACACAGCAAGGACUGCUUUCUCAAAGGAGACAUGUGCACCAUGGCUGGCUAUGCUCGUCUCAAAAAUGUCCUCCUGGCACUCCAGAGCCGCAGACAGCCGCUCCCACAAGGAACCCCCAGGCAAAGCCUCGCCUCCCAGAAGCGCCUCUUGGUGGAGUCACUGUUUAAGGACUUGGAUGCCGACGGCAAUGGGCACCUCGGCAGCUUGGAGCUGGCUCAGUAUGUGCUAAAGGAGCAGGACAUGGACGGUUCACUGAACAGAUGCUCACCCAGCGACCUCCUGCGAUUUGAUGACUAUAAUAGCGAUGGCUCCUUGACCCUUGGAGAGUUCUACACAGCCUUCCAGGUGAUUCAGCUAAGCCUCGCCCCUGAGGACAAGGUCAGUGUGACUACCGUGACCGUGGGCCUGAGCACAGUGCUGACCUGUGCUAUUCGUGGAGACCUGAGGCCACCAAUCAUCUGGAAACGCAACGGGCUCACUCUGAGCUUCCUAGGCCUGGAAGACAUCAAUGACUUUGGCGAGGAUGGUUCCCUGUACAUCACCAAGGUGACCACAGUCCACAUGGGCAACUACACCUGCCACGCCUUGGGCCAUGAGCAGCUGGUCCAGACCCACGUCCUGCAGUGCCACCAGUCAUUCGUGUCUAUCCAGAAACCCAGGCACAAGAACCUGGGGUGGCAGCCAGCCUUCGAUGCCAUGCUGAGGGCAUCCCCCUGCCCAGAAUCAUUUGGCUGAAAAACGGCAUGGAUGUCUCAACCCAGAUGUCCAAACAGCUCUCCCUCUUGGCCAAUGGAAGCGAACUUCACAUCGGCAGUGUCCGCUAUGAAGACACCGGAGCAUAUACCUGCAUUGCCAAGAAUGAAGUGGGUGUGGAUGAAGAUAUCUCCUCACUCUUCAUUGAGGACUCUGCUAGGAAGACAUUGGCAAACAUCUUGUGGCGGGAAGAAGGCCUCAGCGUGGGAAACAUGUUCUAUGUCUUCGCUGAGGAUGGCAUCGUUGUCAUCCACCCUGUGGACUGUGAGGUCCAGAGACGCUUGAAACCUACAGAGAAGAUCUUCAUGAGUUAUGAAGAAAUCUGUCCUCGUGUGGAAGGAGAUGCUACCCAGCCAUGCCAGUGGGCCUCUGCAGUCAACGUCAGAAACCGGUACAUCUACGUGGCCCAGCCAGCACUGAACAGGGUCCUUGUGGUCGACGUUCAAGCCCAGAAGGUCCUACAGUCCAUAGGUGUGGACCCUCUGCCAGUCAAGCUGUCCUAUGACAAGUCACAUGACCAAGUGUGGGUCCUGAGCUGGGGAGACAUGCACAAGUCCCAACCAAGCCUACAGGUGAUCACAGAAGCCAGCACUGGCCAAGGCCAGCACCUCAUCCGAACACCGUUUGCAGGAGUGGACAAUUUCUUUAUACCGCCAACAAAUCUCAUCAUCAACCAUAUCAGGUUUGGCUUCAUCUUCAACAAGACUGACCCUGCUGUCCACAAAGUUGACCUGGAGACUCUGAUGGCACUGAAGACAAUCAGCCUACGUCACUACGGCUGCAUGCCUCAGGCCAUGGCACACACCCACCUUGGUGGCUACUUCUUCGUGCAGUGUCAACAGGACACACCUACCUCCACCGGCCCACAGCUGCUCAUUGACAGUGUCACAGACUCGGUGCUAGGCCCCAACAGUGAUAUCACAGGCACGCCCCACGUGUCCCCUGACGGACGCUUCAUCGUCAGUGUCUCCAACAAGGGCCCCUGGCUGCACGUGCAGGAGGUCACAGUGCGGGGGGAAAUCCAGACGCUAUACGACCUAAAAAUAAACCCAGGCAUCUCCGACUUGGCAUUCCAGCAUUCCUUCACAGAAGGUAGUCAGUACAACGCCUAUGCCACUCUCGACAAGGAGCCAGACCUGCUCUUCCUGGAGCUGUCCACUGGGAAGAUGGGCAGGCUGAAGAACUUAAAGGAGCCACCCAGAGGGCCAGCCCCAACCUGGGGUGGACCCCGCAGAGUCCUGAGAGACAGCGGGCUCUUUGGACAGUACCUCCUCACACCAGCUCAAGAGUCACUGUUCCUGGUCAAUGGGAGACAAAACGCCCUGAGGUGUGAGGUUUCAGGCAUAAAGGGUGCGGCCACAGUGGUGUGGGUCGGGGAGGUAUGAAAGUUGGUAAAGAACCACCCUCAUCCUGACUCCGCAGCCCCAACCAGGCGCGCUGUACAUUUUCACAGACAAAAACAAAAACAAAAAUACAAAAAAUACAAAAAAACAAAAAACAAACAAAAAAACAAGCCAAACCCUGUACUUCGCUUUGUGGUUCAACACUGAUCUCUGUGCAAGUUCCCUAGUAUAAGAUAUGUGCUGCAACCAAGAUUGGGUGGUUUUCAUCCAGAAGUAUGAUUUAAUACCGUGAGCUAUGAUGAGAACACACACUGCUUGUGUGCAGGAAAGUCAUCUCCGUGCCCGGUUGCACACCGUGUUGCCUGGGGGACACCACAGAACCGAGGGAUCCUGCUGCCCAGGCUGACACUUCUGUCAGUUGCCUUCACGUAGUCAUUAUCAUAACCUGCCCAGCCCCAGCCAGUCUGUGCCCUGGAGGAUUGGCCUGAGCAGCAGGCUGUCCCUCUCAGCGAGCUAACAUACCCUGCCUGCCAGGAACCUCACUUGAGCCAUUAACUGAUGCUGUUUGCUUGCUUUCCCAUCUGAAUGCUAUCUCCAUGAGGGAGAGCCUCUGAGACUUACUACACCUUGGGGGAUGGGGAAAUCACUCUCUUUAUUUUGGAAUUUUUUUUUAUUAAAACUAGUUGGUUUUUUUUUUUUUUUUUUUAAUAAUCUCAGAUGCUAGGAGGCAGAUAGAUGCUCUCCAAGGUCCUGAUAAAUUAUUCCCAUCCUUAGGCGAAGUCUCUGAAGAGAAAGGGUUCCAAUCUUACAUGAGCAGAAAACAAAAUGAUAUCCAAGAAACAGAGGCACUCCACACCAUUGUGUUGUUGACCAUGUACAGCCCAUACCACCAUGGUAAAAAUCUAUGCGGGAACCCCAAGAGACCAAGCUGAGGUUUCACCAUAGAAAGGUAUUAAGGAAGCCUAACGUACCAGCAGAAGUCCAGACCCAGGGCAGACCAGGCUUGCCUGGCAAGGGAUAGGCAGUCUCUGGGCUCAGUGCCAAAAUCUAGAAGCCACGAGUGCCAUCCAUCCAGAGUCCUAAGGCUGUGUUUCUGCACAAGCAGUUGGCACUAAUGCCUCAGCCACUGUCACCACACUGCAAGAGAGCCCUGUUCCCUAAGUGUUCUCAUUCCCACACUCUAAGCUACACAGUCUCCAACUUGCAGAACCUACAAAGGACCGUGUCAGUCCCUCCUCUUCCUGCCUUCAGUAUGCUCUCAAGCCAUCAGGAAGAGGCACAACCCAGCCAGCUCUACAGGGACCACCUCUGUCCGAGCCCCUCAGCAAGGAGAGCCCCUACCCAGGUCUCCCCAAACACUCCUGUCCACUCCCAUGUCAGUGGUCAAAAUAUGCCUGCUUUCUAGCUUGAAUAAUCAUUCUGCAAACCCUACAGCAUUAAGACAGUGGGUCUACCCCCACCCUUCAGCUACCUUAGCUACUUCAUCUACCAACAAUGGCCGUGACUUUGAAAACACAGACUGUACUUCAUUCCUGCUUCCUGUGUAAGUACUCAAUUGCCUGUGCCAGUUUACUGCCACUAGUCCAGCCUGCCCCACAUCUCCUGUCUCUCAGUCCACUAAACAACUGUCCCUUACAGUCCCCAGUAGUUGUCUGUAUAUGUGCUAUCAUGUUUCAGAUUUGGGUAACGACAAGACACAUAGAGGUUGAAGAUGCUGACCUCAGAGGCCUAAUGGUCAUCUUCACACCUGGGGUGGAUGGUGACGUAUUUUAUCUGCCUCAGUAUCUUGAUAUGAUCCCCAGAGUCCUAUGUUUUCAUUAAAACCUUCCAAUGUUUGUAAUUUUUUUCCUUUUGAAAGAAUAGUGCCUGCCUCUGGCAGAAGAAUCCCUGAGCCUAAGAGGCAGAGCAUCACCACACACACACACACAUACACACACACAUAUCCCACCAAGGCCAGAGCAUCAUCUCUCCCCAUCCCACCAAGACCAGAGUACCUAUCCUCUUUGGAUGCAGGAUUCCAGAAUCAAAGGCCAGUCUGUUCCACCAGACUGGAUGAAAGCAGGGGUGCUACUUGGCCACUGUCUGUCUGUCUGUCUGUCUGUCUCUCUCUGUCUCUCUCUCUCCCUCUCUCUCUCCCUCUCUCUCUCUCUCUCUCUCUCUUUCUCUCUCCAUAUACCUGUAAGGCACCCACACAUUUUUCUAUUCUUCUGGUAGAAUUGCCGGAGAAAGCCACCAUAUGUCUAGUGACCUGCAUGCAGGACUUAGUUAAAUUGAGAAAUCACAAGUCUGAGACCUACUCUGAUGUCAGUAGCUCAGCCCAGGGCACAGCCAUAAAAGUGGAGUGGCUUCCUGUAGAGGAAGGCAGAGGACUACAGAGAAAUCUUCCCCUCUCUUCAUUGUGGGCCCAGAAGAGACUCCGGAAUAGAGUUUAAAUCCCAAUAGUGGAAGGUGGUGACACAAGUGAGUCUCCUGCCACAAGCCCAGCCCAACGGGUUGUUCUGAGGAACACAAAGAUCAACAGCUAACAGUUUACCCAGGGAGGAUUGGUUUAACCAACAAAAUCACCAGGAAAGCUAUUUCUAUAAACCCCAUCUGUAAUUCUUAACAGUCAACUAACAUCAUAAACACCCAGCCAUUCUUUUCUUUCCAGAAAACAAACACAAAUUCUCUGCAUCUGUAGCUCCUGGUUUUCCUUCUGCCCCAAAGUCCUCUUUCUUAACAUCCUACCCAGCCACCCAUGAGUGCAUGGAAGAGAGACUUCCUGCUUCUGAGUCUGUGACCCUCCUGUCUAAACAGACCAGAGGGUAGGCAACCCCCAAUAUGCUAAGGGAAUCUCUUCAGUCCCCACAUCACACAAAUAUCCUGCUGCCUUCCUGGAUCCCGGGAGGAGGCUGGGAAAGGCCUGAAGUCAUGGCUGGGAUCAAAUACUGAUGCAGAGCUGCAGGUUCUUUGAUGUGGAGAGAGAGAGUAUCACCAGAGAAGUUCAGUCUCUCUGCUGCAUACCCCACCACACACUGAGCUAUCUCCCCCUCCACCUGCUCCUCUGUUGAGGAAAGGGCUCCCAACUGAAGGGGCUCACCCCAGGAAGGCAGCUCCCACCCCAAACAAAGCCAAGAGCAGCAGCUUGCUGCCAUGAGGCAUGGGAACUUCCGAAUCUUUGUUCAGCUAAGCAGCCAGGAGUUGGCUUUGUACAGCCGCAUCUUCUUGUUUGUCUGUUGACCAAUAACCUGUGAACUAAGGGAGAUCUCAGAACUGAGAUGUGAAACAGAUUCGCUCUGGAUAUAUUUUUGUACCACGGGCUAAAGUGUAGUUGCUUCAUUUCUUUUUCAUGUGUUUCAUCCGAGUACCACUGAUGCUGAACCAUCUCCUACCCUCCCAGAAGCCUCCUGGAGAAUUGUCACCACUGCCCCUCCCCUCUGCACACCCACCAAUCUACCUCACAUCUUCCUCCCAGGCACCCAGCACCCCCAGAAUGCCACCCCAGGAGGCCAAAGGUGACAGAAGACUACCGUAGCACGGACUCAGAAGUCCUCCACCAACCGCGCCCCGAGUCCCACUCCAUGUGUGACCAGAACCCACUGGGACCGCACCUUGUUGUCCAGAAUCACAGCCCAGACCCAAGCUCUCAUCUCUACAGGCUUAGAAGCCGAAGACUAGGGAAAACACCUUCAGAGUGGCCAGAAAGACGGACCUUUGUCCAACAGUGACAGAGCUGGUGACAUUUCAUUUCAACCCCGUCUCAUGCUAAGCAGCCCACGGGCUCCGACCUCCAUCUGCUCCCGCUUCACUCACUAUUCCUGGUUCCCUCCCUGAAUCCCAAGGCCCCUGCUCCUGAGAUCUCCUAGAAUGGCCCUCAUCCUUCAAGGAGCAACAACCCUCUACUGCACCAGCUUCAUGCAUCCUUUGCCCACAACGCUCCUUGCUUUGAGGAUUCAAGUGAGAAGUUACUCACAGACCAGAAGUUACUCACAGACCACUUGCAACCAGGCCACGACAGAGACAAACUGGAUUUCUUCAAGAACAUCACUAACUGCCUUCAUUGGGUUUUUACUCCACAACCACAGAGAUGCUCAGUGGGACACUUAAAAGAUCCAACAGGAGCAGGGCACACAGGGUGUGACCACAAGAUGCCACAUGGCUGGUGGAAGGCGACAUACUUCCUGCUUACUGCUCUAGCUGGAGGACCUGUGUGUCUCGGCUGAGCCUGUGGACUUGGACAUCAGCUCCCCAGCAGACGCCUAAAGAUUAUAAGUGAGCAUCAUCCUAGUCCUCCACAGUCUCCUUUGGCUCUUUGGGUAUCUAAUUACACUUUGAGGAAGUAUCAUUUAACCAAACACAAUGGGAGAAAUUAUGGGAUGUAUAGGGAGAGAAGAAAUGGACUUCAGAAUUCGUAGUGAGGCUUUUUAGCAGGCACCAGCGCAUUUAGAAUGUUUUUGCAUUUUAUAUGAAGUCACAAUUGUGCACCUUUCUUUCCAAGCUCAACUUUACGACCAGUGACAGUCCAUGUCCCAUGGCUUACCCCCCCCACAGCUCCCACCAAUCAAGGAGCAUCUGCCUGCUACUGUCUCGGCAUCAUGUUGCCUCCACUCAUGACGCCUUACUGCUUUAGGGUUCCAAUGAAAAGUCACUCAUGGCCUAGGGAACAUGGCCCUACCCUAAACAACUCUAGAGAACCUGGCCUACACGCACAAAGCCUUGUGUAUGAACUGACCCUCUACACCAAGCCUUGGUGUCAUGUUGCUCUCCAAAGUUCACCUUCUAAGAAAGGGAAACCAGCCUUGAAUGGCUGAGAGAUGCAGGGCUCUCUAAACUCUAAAUCCUUAUCCACUGUUGAGCACACCAUCUCUAGGGAUGGGAGAGAAACAAGCCUAUAGGAGGUCAGCCCCAGCCCACUGUGCCCCACGAUGGUAGCGCCCCGUACUCACACCCUCCCUGCCUGCCUCCUCUGCCUUCCCUCCAUAGCUCCCCAUGUUCCCCAGUGAUGCUGCCCUGCUUCCUGAAGGCUGUGUAAAAAUAAAUGACCCAAAGUGAAACUGGGCAUGAAGUUUUGCUGGAGUGGUCGCACAUUGUUUCACGCUAUUGUGCUGCCAAAUGACCCUCAAGUUGUGGAUCCCCAUACACCAUCAAGAGAGUCAUCCUCUCCCCCCACCUCAGAAAAACAAAAAAACCACCUUUGGAUCUCUUACAUUGAGGCAGGUUACAUUCUUUUGAGCAGUUGUGUAGACUCCAAAAUAUAUUUUCUGUAAUCAGUAUUUCUCAAAAGGCCACCUGUAAUUAUUAAUACACAUGUGAAUUUUUCCUUAUUUAUAAGAUAUAUAUAAAUUAUUUUUAAUACAUCAACUUUAGUAGAAAUUUGUACCAACCCAGUAACUGUAUGUGGCAUUUGAAAUAAGUUUGUGUUUCUGUUGGUGUGUGACAUUGUAUUGAACACACGCUGCAUUUACCGCACCACUUGGCAAAAGAAAAAAAGACUCACAGAUUAUCAUAAGGGACGGUCAUUGUCGAUGCUCUUUUUCUGAGGAUUUUACAAUAAAACUUGAAAAAAAUUA
Mus musculus (house mouse) is the source of this 8281-nucleotide messenger RNA. RefSeq names its product follistatin-like 4 (gene Fstl4). Gene Ontology annotation, molecular function: calcium ion binding. The record is from RefSeq and is a predicted model, not a curated record. Gene Ontology annotation, cellular component: extracellular region. The transcript has 16 exons. NCBI's taxonomy places the organism in Eukaryota, Metazoa, Chordata, Mammalia, Rodentia, Muridae. Bases 1380 to 2774 code for a protein of 464 amino acids.